Messenger RNA from Aphis gossypii (cotton aphid), 1021 nucleotides. RefSeq names its product pre-mRNA-splicing factor ISY1 homolog. Gene Ontology annotation, biological process: generation of catalytic spliceosome for second transesterification step; mRNA 3'-splice site recognition. NCBI's taxonomy places the organism in Eukaryota, Metazoa, Arthropoda, Insecta, Hemiptera, Aphididae. The transcript is spliced from 5 exons. Gene Ontology annotation, cellular component: Prp19 complex; catalytic step 2 spliceosome; post-mRNA release spliceosomal complex. The record is from RefSeq and is a predicted model, not a curated record. The coding region runs from base 142 to 969 and encodes 275 amino acids.
ACCUAGUGGCUAGUACUUACCUACGUUAUAAGUUUGGCGUACACCGUACGGCAUUUUUUAAAAAUAUAUUUAAAAAUGUCGCUAAAUACUUAGUUUUGCUGUUACCGAGCUAAGAACGAUCGUUAAAAACCGAAAUCAGCCAUGGCCAGGAACGCGGAAAAAGCAAUGACUACAUUGGCUCGGUGGAGAGCAGCUCAAGUAAAGGAACAUGGUGGCAAGGAAGAACGACGGCCAUACUUAGCUACUGAAUGUACAGACUUGAAGGCAGCUGAAAAAUGGAGAGUUCAAAUCAUAAGAGAAAUAUCAAAAAAAGUUGCUCAAAUACAAAAUGCUGGAUUGGGAGAGUUUAGAUUACGUGAUCUUAAUGACGAAAUCAAUAAAUUAUUGCGUGAAAAAAAACAUUGGGAAUAUCAAAUUCGAGAACUUGGCGGUCCAGAUUUCUUACGAAUGGGACCAAGAAUGCUCGAUCAUGAAGGCAGAGAAGUACCUGGUAAUAGAGGCUAUAAAUAUUUUGGAGCUGCCAAAGAUUUACCAGGUGUUCGAGAACUGUUUGAACAUGAACCUCCUCCACCACCACGUCGUACUAGAGCAGAACUUAUGAAAAAUAUAGAUGCUGACUAUUACGGAUACAUGGAUGAGGAAGAUGGUCUUUUGUUGGCUAUGGAAAGAAAAAAAGAAAAAAUGAUGUUAGAAGCUUUGGGUCAAAAGACAACAAUUUGUGACGAGAUGGAUUUGGCUUUUGAAGAAGUUGACAGUGAUGAUGAAGACAUUUCAACUAUGUUUAGUAGUUCACGUUAUAUACAUCCACCACCUGUUCCAAGUGAUCAAGACAUUCAAAAUUUAAUUCUCGAUUAUAAAAAGCGAGAAUUACUUGAAAACUUUGCUGGUGUACAAGGUAGCAAGGAACACGAAGAAAUAGAAGAUCUAGCUAACAUAUCGUCAUCAGAUGAUGAAGCAUACGCUAAAUAAAUUGCAUGUAUUAAUGUUGUAUUUAUAUUAAUAAAACUUACUUUUUAAUGGA